ACGGAACUCAAAUAACACCUUCUGAUACUGCAUUGUGUAUACAAUGAGUUCGCUUCAAGACAUUCUGCGUGCAGCUUCUAUUUUAUCUGAGAUCGGAGAUGCAGAUAAAGAGAUUCUUCUACCUUACCGCACAAAGCUUGAGCCUGCUUUUCAUAGGCUGCAAGCUUUAUUGCAACCGAAUGCCCACCAGCAACCUACUAGGUCUACUCCAAUAGCACCAGAAUCAAAUGACCGACGCGAGAUACAUUCUAUCGAACUUCUUCUUCGUUUUUUGGAACGUGAUCGCAAGGAAUAUAUCAAAUUAACUGCCGAGCCACCUACAUCUUUCUUGUCAAAAGCAGUAAACUGGAUGGCUGAAGAUCCACGCAUUGUUGAUUUCGUUUCACUCGCAGAACCUAAAGGCAAACUACUAGAUGAGAGAUUUCGUGGAGGGUUAAGUAUGAUAUCGUUGACGGAUGAAUAUCUUGAAUGGGAGGAGAGGAUUUAUGGUAGCACACGAGCUGACAGAAUAUUCGAUGAUCUCACUUCCGCAUCUGAUUGGAGAGAUUCUCACUAUAAAGAAUUUAUCGAGGAUCGCAGUGAUCAAUUGCGCGAUAAGGCUAGAGCUCAGAGAUGCAUUGAGUACGGCAUCAAAUAUCGAGUUUUUCACAAGCUUUACUGCCUACGCCUCGCGGUUCAGAGUGAACAUGACAAUACCAUCGAUAAAGGCAUCGGUAUUUUGGGGAUACUUCUUCCUAGUGUCAGUCAUUUUCGCCGUGUCAAAUACGACGAUCUGCCUUAUUUGGCAAACGCCAUAUUGUCAUCAAAAUGGAGAGAUGAUACACAAAAGCAAGAGAAAUGGACAGCUCAAUGUCUGGCAAUGUUUGACAGUAAGUUAUUGAAAACUGACCUCAAGCAGUACUGACAAGCUACAGGUCAAGUCAGAUCGAUCAUCCAGAGUCGCAAACGCGCCUCGAAGGAUGACUUUUUCGUCCCAGAGAAACGUGCUCGAAUAACUCACGAAGAUAAUAUCUUGUUGGAGAAUCAAAUUCUGCCAAUCGAGGAUCCAUUCAAUAUGCCAGAAACCCAGUCAAGGCAUGAAACAGCACCCUCUCUCAGCAGGUUCAACCCCC
Molecule: messenger RNA, 1112 nt
Organism: Aspergillus uvarum CBS 121591
Lineage: Eukaryota; Fungi; Ascomycota; Eurotiomycetes; Eurotiales; Aspergillaceae
Exons: 1
Coding region: 44-904 (286 amino acids)
Source: RefSeq, a predicted model, not a curated record